Messenger RNA from Batrachochytrium dendrobatidis JAM81, 453 nucleotides. RefSeq lists its product as uncharacterized. The transcript is spliced from 5 exons. The annotation marks the transcript as partial. The record is from RefSeq and is a predicted model, not a curated record. Lineage: Eukaryota; Fungi; Chytridiomycota; Chytridiomycetes; Rhizophydiales. Gene Ontology annotation, biological process: protein peptidyl-prolyl isomerization; protein folding. Gene Ontology annotation, molecular function: peptidyl-prolyl cis-trans isomerase activity. Gene Ontology annotation, cellular component: catalytic step 2 spliceosome.
CAGGUCAUUUUAAGAACCACUGUUGGAGAGCUGGAAAUCGAGCUUUGGCCAAAGGAAGCCCCAAAAGCAUGCAGGAAUUUUGUUCAGCUAUGUCUUGAGGGAUUUUAUGACAAUACUAUCUUUCAUCGAGUGGUGCCUGAUUUCAUUGCCCAAGGUGGCGAUCCAACAGGAACUGGAUUAGGCGGUGAAUCCAUUUAUGGUGCUCCGUUUGCAGAUGAGUAUCAUACACGACUGCGAUUUACACAUCGUGGAUUGCUUGCAAUGGCGAAUACUGGUCCAAACUCAAAUACAAGCCAAUUCUUUUUUACGCUUGGCAAAACCGAGGAGUUGAAUCAUAAAAACACUAUUUUUGGAAAGGUAAUAGUGCCUGAUUGGGCCAUGUCAGAGUGCUGUACUGAUCGUGGAGUCUUAUUUGCUAAUCUGUCUGUCUUGUACUAUACAUAUUACUUGUAG